Molecule: messenger RNA, 951 nt
Organism: Priapulus caudatus
Lineage: Eukaryota; Metazoa; Priapulida; Priapulimorpha; Priapulimorphida; Priapulidae
Product: protein FAM53A-like
Biological process (GO): protein import into nucleus
Cellular component (GO): nucleus
Source: RefSeq, a predicted model, not a curated record
GAGACUUCAGCAAUUGAUUCCAUCACGUCAGGAAGAAAUGUGUUCACGUUCUCGCUAGCAGACAAGCAGGAGCAGCACUUGCAAUGGAACCCUUUCAUCUAUAGAGGGCGCCACCACGAGGAGGAGCUUGCCAGUAUGAGGGACGCAGGACGUGAAACGAACUGCUCUCCAGAUUGCGCUGCCCUUCAUCACUCGCUGAACACGCAGCUGACGAUAACCGGCAACAGUGCUGCCCCCUGCUGUGAAUCUCAUGAGUCCGACAUGCUUCGUACACCGAACACCCCACCAAAGAAACGCCACUGCCGAUCUCUGUCUACGCCCUGCUGUUACCACGGUGACAACAGGGAAGACCACCAUAGUCAGUCUUAUUCUCAGGGUAAUAUCUGCUAUUCCACUGGCCAUGCGCACCAGCCGCCUGGUGAACUGAGGCCGCAGCAUAUUCGACGGGACCUGUGCCGCGAGAGGCACCUCUCCGGCGACACGGCUUUCUUCUGCAGGGAACGCCACUACAGCGCUGAUGCGUUUGGCCAGGGUAAAAAGCAUCAAUAUUUGUGUGGCCUCCACCGCCCUGCUGCGCUAUAUGGAUCUCUAGGGUCAUCGGAGCUUAAAGCACUGAUGGCGACACAGGGCAAGGUGGGAGCGAGUCCCAGUGGGUCACCGAUUCCUCGACCAGCUUCUGCUGCCAGCAAACCCUACGACUUCAGUGCUAAGCUGUCUCGACCUCUGGACUGCGCCACUGACGAGGACCACUUCAAGAUACGCAGCCUGUCUCUGUCUGAGGACCACAUUUCGCUAAACUGUGCACGGCGAGCAGCAUGUAAGUGCGCGGGCGCACAACGCCUAUCCAGGACGCGCUCGCAGCCAUGCGUAUCCGAGAAGAAGUACGGCAUCAAGCGGCGACGGCCGAAGGAGAAACACCGGCCUUCGAUCGACUUCUACAAGAUGAAAGAG